AUGGCAGACACAUCACACCCAAACCUGAACUUGACUGCGGAGGAGAAGCGGGUAUUCUACCAGCUUUUCCAAAUGGCAGAUAAAACAAAUCUCGGAGUUGUCCCAGGCGAAGUCGCAGUUUCGUUUUUCGAGAAAACCAAUUUACCCGCAGAAACUUUGGGUUUGAUAUGGCAAAUUGCGGAUAAACAGAAUCGCGGUCUUUUAACUCCGUCCGGAUUCGGUAUUGUUAUGCGACUGAUCGGUCAUGCUCAAGCCGGUCGUUCCCCGACGGAGGAACUGGCAUAUCAGCGCAUCACCCCAGAACCACCUCUAGCCGUCCCACCAACUGCACCGCCCCCAUCAACCACAAGCCCUCCGCCCGGGCCUGGGUCAGCACGGGUUCCACCAUUGAAUCAGGAUGAUAUUGGAAAGUUUACUGCCCUUUUUGAAAGAUCCGAGACGCAAAACGGCCUCAUCGCAGGUGAUACCGCGAAACAAAUAUUUGAGCGCGCGCGGCUCCCGAAUGAGAUACUUGGACGCAUUUGGAAUUUGGCUGAUACCAAACAGCGCGGUGCUCUGGAUAUUACCGAAUUUACUAUUGCUAUGCAUCUUCUCACAGCGUUCAAAAUGGGUACGAUGCGCGCAGUCCCACCAUCACUUCCUCCGGGACUGUAUGAUGCGGCUAGCCGACGAGGGAAUGUACGCGCAUCAAUCGGUUCCCGUUCUUCCUCAGAUGUUCCACCCGUUCCGGCGAUACCAAAGCAGUUCUCUGGUCCUACUCCUCAGAGAACACAGAGCCCGUUAAACCGAUCACAUAUGGGCCCUGUAUCCACUCAUGGCACCGGAACCGAAUGGCUUAUCACACCCCAAGAAAAGGGACAUUUUGACUCAAUUUUCAACACGAUAGAUAAAAGGAGAGUUGGUUAUCUGAGUGGUGAUGAUGCCGUGGGGUUCUUCGCGAACGCACAGCUACCGGAAGAAACUUUAGCGCAGAUUUGGGAUCUAGCAGAUAUUGACUCUGAUGGGCAACUGAGCAAAGAUGAAUUCGCAGUAGCAAUGUACCUGGUGAGACAGCAACGGACGACAAGGGAACCUCUACCUCAGGUCCUUUUACCUGCAUUGAUCCCUCCAAGCAUGCGACGGCAAUCUGCUCCACCCCCACGCCCCAUACCCUCCCAGACGACUGGUUCGCGAUCAGCCGCCGAGGACCUAUUUGGACUUGACGUGUUCACUGCGCCGAUUCAAACGUCGCAAUCAACUGGAGGAUCGAACCCUCCUUUUCAAAGCCCUUCCUCUCCUACACGGCCCCCUCCGUCUAGUACAUUCAAGCCCUUUAUCCCUUCAUCCUCGUUCGGCCAGAGUCUCACUCCUCAUACUACCGGGCUAUCAAACACAGCCGUCCAGCCGCGGUCACCAGCCCAGCCUUCAGAUGAUUUGCUUGGAGAUGCUGACCCUGAAGAGAGCAAGAAGCUUACGCAAGAGACAACAGAGCUUGCCAACCUCUCUAACCAGGUCAGUACUUUAUCAAAGGAAAUGGAGAACGUCCAAGCCAAGCGUGGGAAUGCAGAGCAAGAUUUAGCGCAAUCGAACCAACAAAAACGAGAUUUUGAGACCAGGCUUUCGCAAGCCAGGGCAAUGUAUGAACAAGAGGUUAAAGAUUUUAAAGCGCUCGAAGAGCGACUAACAGCUUCAAGAACCGAGACCAGAAAGCUACAACAAGAUUUCGCCAUGAUUGACGGCAGCCGACAGGAUCUACAAAAUCAGUUUAACCAGGUAUCGGCGGCGCUAGAAGCAGACCAACGCGAGAACGCCAGUUUGAAAGAAAAGAUACGGCAUGCGAAUGCUCAAGUUAGCCAGCUCAAAUCUCAGCUUGAGAAGAUUAGAUCCGAAGCCCGCCAACAGAAAGGGCUAGCGGCAAUCAAUAAAAAGCAACUCUCCACUAUUGAAGGAGAACGAGACCGAAUUCAAGAAGAGAUUGAUGACACCGGAAAGGGCCUAGGCGAAGCUGAGAGGCAGUCUACCAGCCCGCCGCCUAUUACCAGCCCUGCCACAUCAGCCGCUAGCCAGGGAACAAAUCCGUUUUUCAAACGAAGCCCCAGUGCAUCAACAGAAAAGGCGUUGUCUCCAUCCCAUACAGGUAAUGAAGGGCAAAAUAAUCCUCAAAAUAUCUUUGAUAAUAUGUUUGGUCCGGCAUUCACCAGCCCUUCGACAACCACUCCACCACCUCCGACCACAUUCAGAACAGAAACCUCUACUCCCCAACCACAAACUGCAAACCCUACGAAACCAUCAACUUCAUCGGGGGACCCAAGUCUCUCAACUUCUUCUUCUACGACCUUUCAACCCAUUCCUGACCCAGCGGAACCACCACCUCCUCCUCGAUCAAGGCAGAUAACACCCAAUGCACUUCCUAUUGAAGGGCAUGAAGAAUCGCAAUCCUCGUCAGCUCAAGCAUCGCCACCCGCUAGUAGAUUUGGUGACAAUCCACAACCAGAGGCGACGUCUCAACUGCCUGAUAGCAAGGAAGCAUCGCCCUUUGAACAUGGAGACCCCUUCGCCGGAGAUGUAAAUGGGAACAAUGAUCAAAAUUUAGCACGAAAUGAAUCCCCUCCCGCGACAACCGCGGCAUCUUUGGCUUCUCCGCAUGAACAAGUCAAAAAGGACUACACAUUUGAUGAGCUAUUCGCUGGUCGCACCCAUGAACGUUCUCAAUCGCAAAAGGCUCUUGACUUUGAAGAAGCGUUUGCAGCAAUGAAAAAAGAUUCCAGAAUGGGUUCUGCUAAUAGCGGACAACUUGACGGUGCCGCUAGCGAAUUUCCGCCUAUCAGAGAACUUGACGACGACGAUGAUAGCACCGAUAGCGAAAGUCCAGCUGGGUUUGAUGAUGAUUUUACGCCUGUAUCCCCACCUAGAGGAACUGGCAAAGAAAUUCAACCGUUCCCUCCAAACGAACCCACUCCACUGCCUGGUCCAGAUGCUCAGCCAUCUCCUCCAAGCUACGAUAAAGCAUCAAAACAACCCAGUGGUACUGCGCCCCCUGAAUUCGGGGAUCUCCUUCCGGGCAGAGUGGAUCCAACCGCACCGGGCGACGCACCUCACUCUGUCGACGAGACUACCGGUGCUCCGAUUAUAAGUGGUGUACCUAAACCCACUACUGCAGCAUCGCCUAAACCACCUGCGGACUUCGAGGCAGCUUUUGCAGGCUUGAACCUCACACCCGCUAAGGAGGUCGAAGAUGACGACGACGACGAGGAUGACUUUGAGUCACCAUUCAACAAGGACCCGUCCAAUUUUGAUAUGACAUUCGAGUCUCCUAGUGCGCCAUCAAAAUCGAGCACCAGUGCCCAAGCCGCAAAUGGCUCUUUUGGUGAUGCUAGUACAAAGCCAAACUUCUUCAGCUUCGAUAACCCCGGCACCCGUCCAACAACAGCUGGGGAUCCACCAAAUUCUUCAUCUCCACCACAGGCGCCUUCUGCACAUGAUUGGGAUGCAUUAUUUUCCGUCCUUGAUGAAGCCAAGGGCCAAAGUGGCGCAAACAAGCCCGAUAUAACCUCUUCGACCACAGUGCCACCCACGUCCACGGAAUCUUCUCAAAUACCCGUACCAGCAACGGCUAGUCCUCCAGUUCAGAGCAAGCAGCCUGGGUGGGCUUUAGAUGCAGAUUCAGGCGAAGACGAUCUUAUAUUGCAGCGGUUGACUUCGAUGGGAUACCCAAGAGACGAGUCAUUAGCUGCCUUGGAAAAGUUUGAUUAUAAUCUGGACAAGGCAGCUGAUUUCUUGGCAUCAAAAUCGUAG
Molecule: messenger RNA, 3774 nt
Organism: Uncinocarpus reesii 1704
Lineage: Eukaryota; Fungi; Ascomycota; Eurotiomycetes; Onygenales; Onygenaceae
Exons: 6
Coding region: 1-3774 (1257 amino acids)
Biological process (GO): endocytosis; endosomal transport
Cellular component (GO): cytoplasm; plasma membrane
Molecular function (GO): calcium ion binding; protein binding
Source: RefSeq, a predicted model, not a curated record